UUAGCAAAGACAAACAACUAGACAUUGUGCAAUAAUUCAGAUAUGAAAAGGUAACGGAGUGAUUAAUGCAGAGGAGGUACACCUACUGUUAACAAUAUAUAGCAGUUAGUAGACAAAAUCUUCCUGCAUUUAGGAAAUCAGAUUGCAGGGUCAAUGAGCUAGCGGCAAGGGCUGCUGAGUAAAUGAAAGAGCUGCUGCACUGUGGAACCUGAUGUGGGGAAAACACAAGCAAAUUUUUCUGUGCAGAGAAGUCACUGUCCCCCAGGAGGAGCAAACGGAAUCGAUUCUAGAAGAAACAUGUUUUGGAAAAGACAUCUCCUUGCUGGAACUGUGAAUAUUCAAAAUACUAUUUUGAACACAUUGCAGCUGAAACGAAUAAAUAUACUAAGAAGCACACUGACAGAUAAACAGACCAUCUCAAAAGAAUCUCUGACUUAUUCUGGGAAGAUCCAAGAUAAAGAACCCUCAGAGCCUUUAUGGACUACAUUUGCUGAUAGUGUGGUCAAGCUGAGAGUAGAUCACUCAUGUUCACAAACUCCAAUAACAGUUCAUCAGAUGUUCAAAGAGACUGUGGAGAAAUAUGGGCAUCUCAAUGCUAUGGCCAGCAAAAAGAAUGGGAAAUGGGAAAAGAUCACAUUUGCAGAAUAUUAUAAUCUUUCUUGGAAAGGAGCCAAGGGCUUCUUGAAGCUUGGUCUUGAACGAUUCCACAGCGUAGCCAUACUUGGAUUUAAUUCUCCAGAAUGGUUCAUUUCAGCAGUUGGAGCUGUUUUUGCUGGAGGAAUUGUCACAGGUAUCUAUGCAACCAAUUCUCCUGAGGCCUGCCAUUACAUUGCUUAUGACUGCAAAGCCAAUAUCAUUGUGGUGGAAAAUCAAAAACAAUUGGACAAGAUAAUGCAGAUCUGGAAUCGUCUACCAUACUUGAAAGCAGUUGUGUUGUACAAUGACUGUUUGCCGGAGAGACACCCCAAUUUAUAUACGAUGGAAGAAUUUAUGGAGUUGGGAAAUGAUAUACCAGAUACUACACUCAAUGAUAUUAUUAACUCUCAAAAGCCAAAUCAAUGUUGUGUGCUCGUAUACACUUCUGGAACAUCUGGGAAGCCAAAAGGAGCCAUGCUGAGUCAUGACAAUAUAACCUGGACAGCAGCACAUGCCAGCAGAGCAGGGGAUAUGCAACCAGCAGAAAUCCAACAGGAGAUUAUAGUCAGUUACCUCCCACUCAGCCACAUCGCUGCUCAGAUCUAUGACCUUUGGACUGGAAUCAAGUGGGGAGAGCAAGUUUACUUUGCUGAGCCAGAUGCUUUAAAGGGCAGCUUGAUCAACACACUGAAAGAAGCACAGCCAACAUCUCAUAUGGGAGUUCCUCGAGUGUGGGAGAAAAUCAUGGAGAAAUUAAAGGACGUGUCUGCUCAGUCAGGAUUUAUGAAGAAGAAAAUGUUAUCAUGGGCCAUGUCUGUUAGCUUAGAGAGGAACCUAAGCUGCUCAGGGAGCAGUGACUUGAAGCCCUUUCGAACAAGAUUAGCAGACUAUUUAGUACUUGCAAAAAUCCGCAACGCUCUGGGAUUUUCCCACUGUCAGAAGCAUUUCUGUGGUGCUGCUCCUCUCACUACAGAAACUCUGGAUUUUUUCUUGAGUCUGAAUAUCCCCUUGUAUGAGGCGUAUGGGAUGAGUGAGACCACGGGACCGCACUGCAUGUCUGGGCCAUAUGUUUACAGACGUCGCAGCUGUGGUAAAGCAGUACCUGGCUGCAAAGUGAAACUGGUAAAUGAGGAUGCAGAUGGCAAUGGAGAAAUUUGUUUCUGGGGAAGAACCAUUUUCAUGGGUUAUUUAAAUAUGGAGGAUAAAACAAAAGAAGCCAUUGAUGAUGAUGGGUGGUUGCAUUCUGGAGACCUAGGAAAGUUAGACAAAGAUGGCUUCAUCUAUGUUACUGGGAGAAUUAAAGAGUUAAUUAUUACAGCUGGAGGUGAAAAUGUGCCUCCCAUCCCAAUAGAAGAUGCUGUCAAAAAGGAACUGCCCAUUGUUAGUAAUGCUAUGUUGAUUGGAGAUCAAAAGAAGUUCUUAUCAAUGUUGCUGACCUUAAAGAGUACCCUGGAUCCAGAUACAUCUGAUCCUACUGACAAUCUGACUGAGCAAGCCAGAGAAUUCUGCCAGAAAAUUGGAAGCAAAGCCACUAAGGUUUCAGAGAUUGUGGCAACAAGAGAUAAGGCUGUUUACCAGGCCAUUCAAGAAGGAAUCAAUAGAGUCAACAUGAAGUCAACUGCCAGUGUUCAGCAUAUUCAGAAAUGGACAGUCCUGGAAAAGGAUUUCUCCAUUGCUGGUGGAGAAUUUGGUAAGAUCUCUAUUUUAAGAUACUCACAUAUCUUCUGUACUAAGUACUGUAAGUUUGGGAUGACUCUCUCAGGAAUGGUGGAAUUGAAAGUUGUACAGCUCUUCCCAAACAAAUGGUAAUUAACUGAUAGCAAUGGACAAUAUCUGAUUACAGAGCAAUUAUAUUGUUAUGCUCUUAGGGAAGCCAACCACUGCAGGAUAAAAUUAGUUCAUGUUACAGUUUGAAAUUUAAACCAAGAUUUGUGAAAUGUGGGAUCUUUAUAGAAACGUUUAUUUAGCUUACUAGAAAGUUAUCCUUGGUCAAGUUUUUGUUUGAAAUUCAAGUCAAGAAGUCCUACGAUUUUGGUGCCAAAGAAUCAAAAUACAACCCCAAAUUAUACAACCUAUUUAAUAAUGAUUAAUUGCAUCUACAACUUUUUCUCUUUUCAGAAGAAAGUCAAAUGUAGUCAGUAUAAUCUGGGAAAACAAAUUCUUACCAUAAGCCAGCAUAAAAAGUAAUCAGAAAAUUAAGACCAUUGUGCAGCUAAUGCUUGUCUUUUGUGGCGAGGGAAAUAAUUAAAUAAUUAUUAAAGAUCUGUUGAUGAAAGAUGUUCUAAUUUUUUGCUUCACCAACUUUAACUUAACUGAUGUGAUAUACAG
Pelodiscus sinensis (Chinese soft-shelled turtle) is the source of this 2964-nucleotide messenger RNA. The record is from RefSeq and is a predicted model, not a curated record. NCBI's taxonomy places the organism in Eukaryota, Metazoa, Chordata, Testudines, Trionychidae.